Molecule: messenger RNA, 3812 nt
Organism: Spirodela intermedia
Lineage: Eukaryota; Viridiplantae; Streptophyta; Magnoliopsida; Alismatales; Araceae
Source: the annotation of a GenBank genome assembly
AUGGUUCGGUUGCCGAAUCCCGGCGAUCUCCGGCCGGAAACGGAGGUUGCACGCGGGGGCAAGCGGCCGCUGUCUGCGGCGGCGGUGAAGUUGGAGACUGAGGAUCCAUUGGCGGAACUGCACGGCCCCGCAUACAAGAUAUCGAAGUGCUCGGCUUCCUUCCCGCAGGUAUGCCCUGAUCAAUUAUGCAUGUUGCGGUAGAGCAGCGAACUGCGUCCGUCCCCGUUUUCUGUUUGAUGGAUUAAACGCAUAGCCUUUGGUUUUAAAUCAUACCCGAGGAAGUAGCACGUUUUCUAUCUGUAUGACAUCACGUCGUUGAAUAUUUCUCAAAGCGACAACUGCUUUAUUUUCUGUACGUUUUGCUUUUAUUUACUUGCUCUUAGAACACUUGUAUCUUUUGACAGUGGAAUACAGAUGCUGGUGGAGUAUUGUCGGAUCAACCACAGUACAAUCCACUCGAUGAGCCUAGCCCAUUGGGGCUGCGUCUGAGGAAAAGCCCAUCUUUAGUGGAUUUGAUUCAAAUGAGGCUUUCUCAAGGAAGUUCUUCUAAAGCGUUUCUUACCAGUGGUGGUGGUUCUGAGGCCGGAAAGAAGAAAGAUACUAAAACGUCUUCUUCUUCUGUGGACAAGCUAAAGGCUUCCAACUUUCCAGCAACCCUGUUGAGGGUUGGGGCUUGGGAGGUACAUUUGUUGCACAGCACGUGCAUCAUAGUAGCCAUGAAUUUCGGUGUUCUAUGUUUACAGAAUCUUCUACCCAAUUAAAUACUAAAAUGAAAUAUAAAUUAAAAUGAUUCUAUUUAAUGGAUGUUUUUCGAUUAUUUCAUUCACCUAUUAACUCUCAUGCAUGUAAUAUUAUGCACUUUCUUCCUCCACGUAUUACCUUUCAGACGUGAAAGUGGUCUCUCGCUCCUUGUUCUAUGUUGAUUCUUGUCAGUGACAGUAAACCUUUCUGCACUUGCAAAUUAUUCUUACUUUGCAUGUCAAAUCGAGAGGUUAAGACCGAAACUGCAAGCUUCUUGUACUUCUACACAUUUUUGUCUUCAGCAGAAAUGAACCUUUCUGCACUUGGGAAUAAUGCUUUAUGUGGAUGUUUUAAUACAAAAAUGAAUUCGGAUUUGACAAGCUAAAAGCGCAUGGUUCUUUAUAUAUUUGAUGUUUCAUAUGUUGAUUCUUAGAAAGUUUUUUCGUUUAUUUACGCAACUAAGCACAGUCUCAUGACUGCACUGACCACAAUUUCCUUUUUAAAUAGUGUGUCUCAAGAUAUGAAGGUGAUUUAGUGGCAAAAUGCUAUUUUGCUAAACGGAAGUUAGUGUGGGAAGUCCUUGAUGGAGGUCUGAAGAGCAAAAUAGAAAUCCAGUGGUCAGACAUCAUGGAUAUAAAGGCAACGUAUCCAGAUAAUAGUCUUGGUACCUUGGAUAUAGUGGUAAUGCCCAUUUGCGUUACUUUAUUCCCUCAUAAAAAUGCUCGCCGAUUACUCUCUUCUGACAUGAUUUGUGCUGGUUUCUUGAAGUUGGCAAGGCAACCACUCUUCUUCAGGGAGACCAACCCGCAACCCAGGAAGCAUACCUUGUGGCAAGCAACUUCAGACUUUACUGGUGGGCAAGCAAGCAUGCAUAGGUACAACGAACUUUCCAUCACUCCAAGUUUGAAUUUUCACAAUCGAUAUUUUUCCAGUGAGAUGGGCUUGAGUGGUGCUCGGUCCCGUUCACUAUCAGUGGUGCCAUUUCUGUUCUUUACUAUCUCUACGAUCUGAUAGGCUCUGUUUACGAUCUUGGAUCUAUACCUUACAAUAACAGCCUGGCAAUCAAAGGUAGAUGCUCCCAAAUUAUUGAAACCCUUUCUCGAACCUGAUGCCCUUUCAUUGUUUCGUAUCUUCUUUUCACAAUUCAUUUUUCGUAACUGCUGGUGGAGAUAGUGUCGAUAAGGAUCACCGCAGAUCUUAGGGUUAUGAAGGAUGCAUCUACAUUCGUCAACAGCUUAAAUUAUCCGACUGCACUUGUAUCAACAUGUGGGCUGAUUUGGCAUUGUUGAGUUCCACGAUCAAGCAGUUGAAAAACAUGCAAUUACUCUCUCAAUUUGACAUCAGAUAAUAUGUUUGAAAUGACCAAGGAUAAAUUACCAUUUUAAAUAUUUUAAGACCCAGCUUCCAAAUGUUUUAGGGGAUUGAGUUCAUCCCUGGCCUCUUUUCCAUUAAUCCUGUCGAUCAUAACCUGAUGUAUGCUUGUCAAUUUUGGUAGACAAAGUAUUGUUUUGGAGACUAGCAUCAACUUCCGUUUAAAUGUCAUAUUUUUAUGAAAAAUCAAAUGGGGGGUUUGAUGCCACUCUAAGGUGAUCUGUGUUCUCAUGGAAGUGGAACAAGGGGCAUGGAUUCCUAAAGCUCCUUUUCCCCUGUGCGCAGGAGACAUUUUUUGCAGGUUCCACAAGGUCUGCUUAGCAAGCAUUUCGAAAAGCUUAUCCAGUGUGAUCCUCGUCUUUACUCAAUAAGCAAACAGCCGGCUAUUAUCUUGAAUUCCGCAUACUUUGGGGACCAAGAUGGAAAAUGCCAUCCCUUUGAAUGUACAAAGGGUGAAUUCGAGGGAUCCUGUUUCCCAGGAUUUCAUGAUGCUCACUCACCCUCGGGUGGCCCAUCUUCUUCCUCUAAGAGUGGCGAAUUAAGAGAUCCUGCCAGGACGCCAGAUGCCACAUCACAUGAAUCCCUCUCACCAUGUUCAGGUAUUUUAUGGUGUGGAUAAUACCACUUCGAUAUUUUGUAUUGGAUCUCAUCGCACAUGCCUCUAGCCCAGUAAUUACCUCCGAUGGCUAGAUCCAGGUGAGAAGACGAGAAACUUCCCACCCUUUAUGAGUUUAAUGAGUCUUUGUAAGAGAUGGCAAAUUUAAUCUGGCAUGACCCGUUGACGAACAAGGCUUUGGUUAGUCAACGCUUAAUUUUAUGUUUAUAUCUAUGGAGUGAAUAUCCUCACGUGGAAUUCCCAUCAUAAGAUCCUGCUCUCCCCCUUUUUUUCGGGUUAUAAUUACAACUACUUCCUUAUUCUAUCCGCAUUCUUCUUGUGUUUCCCUGAAAAUCAUUCAAUUUGGUAUUUGAAACUGGACCACUUAAUUGGCACCAGCAUUUUUUUUUUUAAUCCUCAAGAGAUGUACUCAUCGUUUUUUGCACUAUCCUGUGAGGAAUUUCAGCUUCUGUAAUCGGGCUAAUGCUGAGAUUUCGUUUCAGCAAUGGAUUCGGGGAUGAACGAAGAAAGCACGGGCAGCGACAUUAGAGAGCUCAGGAGCUUUGCCAAGUGGGACCAGUUGAAAUUUCCUGGCAUCCAUCCAUCCAUGUCCAUGAGCGAUCUGAUGAACCACAUUGGAAACUGCAUCUCCAAGAAGAUGACCUCUGGCAGCCCUCCGUUUCCAGGUGCCUCCGUCACUGACAAGGAUCUCCUGCUGGAGGACAUAACCCAAUACCUGCUCAGUGAUUCACAGAAUAUGGCCGCCUCCGAUGAGAACUCUCUCAUGUCGAGGGUCAACUCCCUCUGCUGCCUGCUUCAGAAAGAACCCGCGCCGCCACCAAGCUUGCAGAUGAACAACGGCCGCUCCGGAGAUGAUGGGGCCGACAGUAAAUCUAGCCUUGACCCCCGGUCAACUUGGGAGAAGAAACCUCUCUCUGACCUGCCGAACCCGGAAGGGGAAUCCAGUGAUUUGACCGCCCAGAAGCCACUGCCGAUGUCAAGGAAAGAGUCUUUCGGAGAUCUGCUGCUUCAUCUACCUCGGAUAGCAUCUCUGCCGCAGUUCUUCUUCAACAUCUCGGAGGAUUCUGCAGACAAGGCCAGAUAA